Hyalella azteca is the source of this 5601-nucleotide messenger RNA. RefSeq lists its product as uncharacterized. Gene Ontology annotation, cellular component: plasma membrane; axon. Gene Ontology annotation, biological process: cell-cell adhesion; axon guidance. The record is from RefSeq and is a predicted model, not a curated record. The transcript is spliced from 24 exons. The coding region runs from base 560 to 4726 and encodes 1388 amino acids. Gene Ontology annotation, molecular function: protein binding. Lineage: Eukaryota; Metazoa; Arthropoda; Malacostraca; Amphipoda; Hyalellidae.
CCUGCCCAGGACAGUGUAUGCGGUGCGAGGAGAGCCCGUGUUACUGCACUGUGACCUGGGCAGCCUCAGCCACCCUUUGCACCGCCUCGAGCACCAACAACAACAGGAACAACAACAGCAGCAGCAGCAACAACAACAACGUAAACCACCGCCACCUAAUCCUUCCUACUCAGACGACCUUUACGAAGACCCUUACGCUGAAGAGUACGGUGCUAGGGACUACAGUGCGUCUCGCCCCGCCCUCCACUACCACUACUACACAGAGAGUGCUCAGUCACCUCAGUAUUACGAUUAUUACAGCGACGAUAGUACAAGUGACCUCAUAGCCAAGCCCGCCAAAGCCUUUGCUGGAGGUACUGCGUUGGGUGACAGCAGCAGUAACUUCAGUAGUCCUAACACUGCUACCUCAUCAUCCGUAUUAUUGCCACUUUCACCUCCGCAAACUUCAUCAUUAUUAUCGUCAUCGCCGCAGCCGCCAUCAUCGUCAUCGCCUGAUCCUAUUCCAUCAUCAUCUUUAGGGCUGACAGUUGUUGAUCCUGAUGUCGACGGGUUGUCCGUCAUGUCACCUGUGCUGGAAUCUUCACCAGAUAUUAACAUUUCGUCCCACGACGAUCAAGCUUUCUCAGUUUCUUCCAAGGAUUUAGUCGAGAAGCAGCGCUUGUUCCCAGAUAACGACAGCAUUGACAGCGAUCUUGCUCAAACCGAGAUCGCUCAGCCGCCCCCUAACAGCGGACGUCUGCCGUCUGAAGUCAACCGCAGUCUGCCCAAGAACGGCCGGUCACGGGCGAACGGCGGCCGAAAUUUCGCCUCUGAUGCUGACGAUGCGGCGCCGGUGGACAGCAGUUCGCCGCCGACACCCGGCGCUGGCCGACAGUCGGCCGUGUUCUCGGCCGCGACCGUAACAUGGCUCAAGAAUGACGUUGAAGUGAGCAACCGUCGCCACAUCACCACCGCUACUGGCCACCUAAACAUUACCAAGGUGGUGGUGCGUCGUGGUGGUCGCCGCAUGAGCGAUGAAGGCGAGUACCGCUGUGUGGUGCACACCGCCAUCGGCAACAUCUCCGGCCCGCCCAUACGCUUGAAAGUCGCCAACCUGAGCCGCAACGUCAGGGUCGACGUCUCUGAGGGCGGUGGACGCCCGUCCAGUGAGGGACGGGUGGUGGCGGGGGCCGCAGCGCGCCUCUACUGCGACGUGGACAGCUUCCCUCCCGCCCGUCUGUCCUGGUACAGGGACGGCGUCCCUCUGCUGUCUGAUGACAGCUUCCCUCCCGCCCGUCUGUCCUGGUACAGGGACGGCGUCCCUCUGCUGUCUGAUGACAGACUGACGCUCGUGGAGCCUGGCGUGCUGCAGAUCGCUCCUCUACAGCAGUCAGACUCCGGACUGUACAGAUGUGUGGCCCACAACGCCCUGGCGAACAAGACCCGCAGCUCUGUGGGUGAGGCCCUGACGGUGGACCACGCGAUGGACCUCACGCCUGAACACGUCCUGGACACAGAGACCCACACCGCUGUCUUCCUGUCUCCCUACCACCGUCAGCACGUCGUCAGCAGGGGACAGAACCUCACCCUCGAGUGUCUUGCCACGGGCCUCCCGCUCCCCCAACUUGUCUGGCAUAGAACCAGCGCCAACGUCCACGAGCUGCUACUGACGGAGCUGCAGCCUGGCGAGACCUACUCAGUGCGAGUGCUGGCGGGCAAUUCUCUUGCUUAUCCUGAAGGCCCACACCUCGACUGGAAACAUAUCCGUCUACCUGACCACGACGAGUUCUACGGUAGCGACAAUCACGAUAGCGACGACGCCGUCCUAAAUGGCAAAGAAAAUCCCGGCAGAGAAACUGGGACAAACUACAGAACUCCUGCUCCAUUGCCGGCCCCUCUUCCUCUGCCCCCGACUGUUAACCUCACCGUUUACUGGGUCGGCUUGAACAGUUCCAGCGAUCGCAGUGACCAGGGCAGCUGGGCUAUCAAGGUGUCCUGGAAGCCUGCUAAGCGGGACGUGUCAGUGCUGGAGGGCUACAGCCUGCAUGUGUCCUGGAAGCCUGCUAAGCGCGACGUCUCAGUGCUGGAGGGCUACAGCCUGCAUGUGAUGUGUAGGAUGUGUCCUGGAAGCCUGCUAAGCGCGACGUCUCAGUNCAAAGGCAACCAACUGAUCUUUGCUAACAGCGUCACCGCUGACUCUGCGCUCUACCAGUGUCUUGCGAUCAACCAGGCCGGAUAUGCUGCCAUGCCGUUUGUGCUGCANCACCUCACCAAACUUGAUACCAAGGCGGAGCAGCAGACGGUUGUGAGGAACACGUCACACGUCCUCAAGGACCUCGCCCUCAACACCAACUACUCCGUCUACGUGAGGGCCUUCAGCGACGUCGCCAGCGACCCUUCAGAGGCCAUCGUCUUCCGCACCGGCGAGGAGAUCCCGACGGAGGCGCCGAAGAUGAAGCUGAAGGUGGUGUCCCCCUCGGAGCUGCUGGUGCAGUGGUCCAUGCUGCCCCCCGCCGUGGCCAGGGGCACCAUCAUCGGCUACAAAGUGCAGUGGAAACUACUGCUGGAGGGCUACAGUCUGCGCUACAGACGCGAGGACGGUCAGUGGCAGCCGACCGUCACCAUGCCCGCCACGAACACAUCGUACAUCAUCGCUGGAUUAGGGGCCGGUUGGUAUCAGGUUGAGGUGCGUGGUUUCAACCUGGCGGGGGACGGCGACCCAACCCUCGAGGUCGUCCAGACGCACGCGCACAACUCCACCAGCCCCAUCGACUCGCGCCUCUCUCCUGACAUUGAACAGCUGGAGGUGGAGGUGCAGAGUCAGACGAGCGUGCAGCUGUGGUGGAGAGUAGCGGAGCAGCAGCGCAGUCUCGUGCAUUACUACACCGUCCGCUACCUCGCCAUCCCGCCCUCUGCCAACGAGCCCACGCGCAUCGUACACAGUAUGGUGAACGAGGUGCUCAUCACGGGCCUGAAGCCGUUCACGUGGUACGAGUUCAGCGUACGGGCGCACGUCUCCAAGGACGUCUACGGCCCCUACUGCCCCGUCGUAGAGGUGGCCACCACCGACAGAGUCCCAGCGGCGCCUACGCACUUACAGUACAGACCUGUGGACGCCAGCACCGUACGUGUGACAUGGCAACCUCCUUCAUCACCUGCAGCAGCAGCCACCUCCUCCAGAGGACCAGUUCCUCGUCAGGCGACACCCAUGCCUGCCACCUACGAGCUCCUCUACACGCAGAACAAGAGCCUUGCGCUGCCCCUCUGGACCAAAUACAGCGUCACUUUUGAUCGAACUGAAGCAGUGGUGUCAGGUCUCGUCUCCAACACCGAGUAUUGGUUCAGGGUGCGCGGCUGCUCUCAGGACGACCGCUGCGGCGCCUCCAGCGAAGCGCUGCCUGUCGUCAUCCGCGCGAGGCUCGAACCUUCGCCGUCAGGAGCCUACGCCAAGUCCAGUCUGCUGUACGCGCUGGUGGGGACGCUGUGCGUGCUGCUGUUCGCCACGUUCGUCAUCUGUUGCCUCAUCAGAGCGCGCGCCUCCGACGGCAGACCGCGCCAGACCUCCUCCGCUGCCGCCAACGCUGAUGGACUGCACGUCAUCAAUGGAAUAAGAUACUCGCGUGCAGGCUGCGGUGGGGGCGGUGCGGGUGCCCACGAGAUGGAGGCGUACGUGCCCAUGCUCACCCAGAUACCCCCAGACUUCUCCUCGGGGCCCCUAGACGCUAAGGUGGGUACUCUGGGUGUGACUGAUGUACUCACAGGAAUUACUGAAUACUCGCGUGCAGGCUGCGGUGGGGGCGGUGCGGGUGCCCACGAGAUGGAGGCAUACGUGCCCAUGCUCACCCAGAUACCCCCAGACUUCUCCUCGGGGCCCCUAGACGCUAAGGGCGCCUACACGGACCACAAGAUCGUGAACGGCUUCACCAACCCGCGCUGCACCAGCCUGCCUUCCUCGCCCCUCGGCAGCGCUGCUACAUCGUCCCUCACUCAGGGUGCCGGCGGUGACGCGGACGUGAGUGCGGCGCUGCUGCACCAGCACAGCAACGGCACUGCGGUGCCCCUGCGUGUCGAGCCCCGCCACUGCGUCAGGAGCCACCGCGACGAAGACUCACUGGAGACCAGCCAUCGGUUCCCUGCAGGAUACCACAGCCGGGCUGGGGGAGUACAAAGAGAAGACGCGUCCUCUGAUCCUAGUGCGUGUCUGCUGACCGCUGAAGACCGUGAAGCUGUUGUAAUAUGUCCGCCGUGUACCCGAACAACUGCAGACCGUGAGCAACUUAACAACAAAGAAGACGACGUUAGAAUCGAGUUAAUAGAUCGACCGAAGUCUCUUCAUGUCCAGGAGGAUGAGCUCAAAAACAGCUCUCGGAAUGAACUAGAAAAUGACGUGAGAAUAUCAUCUCGAUCUGGCGCGCCCCAAGCGCCGGACUCUCGUAUACCUGACAGCAACGACACCGCGACCUGCACUGCAAGCGAGCUCUCCCGACUUGGUUUUGCUGAUCCGUUCUGGACGAAUAGUGGUAGUACCAUUAGUGGUAGCACCGUCAGUGGUAGUGAUGGUGGGGGUAGUGAUGGUGGUGGCAGCGAGGGCAUGGACCCAUUAAGCAGCAGUUGCAAACUGCUUGCCAAUAAUAAUAACAAUAAUGACGGCAGUCGUAGCAGCUUGGAGUGCAACGGCUUGCCUUCUUUACCGAACCGAGAAGCUGUUUUGCGAGCAGGUGAAGCUGUCGCUGCCUCUGUAUCCUAACAGCUACCGGAGCCCUGGCAGCUCCUAUUCCUAGGGGGGAAAGCUUCCUAGCUUGUCUAUUCUCCGGCGAGGAUAGGCUAAGUUUCUUAGCUUCCCUCCCCUUCAUAAGACGGGUAAUUUAGUUAAGGAAAUCACCGGCGCUGGCUGCGGAGGUUGUGGUCGGCGCAUCUUGUCUCCACAAUACAGUUGCUGCAUACAACUUCUCAUUAUUGCUACUUAGUCCAUUUCGCUGGCCAGGUUUUUUGUUAUUUUUGUGGAUUGUCGUGACCUGAUCAUUGUUUCCGUUCUGUGGUGUAACGCGUGCAUUAAACGACUCUGUAACUAAUUAUUUCCAUUUAAAUCAACUGUACAGCGCUGCCCCUGGCAUGAAUGUAAGCAAUACUCUCAGGGCGCCGCCACUCACCCACCUCUCAGUAUGAUGGCAUUAUUAUUGUGCUCAAUUGUCUAGUAUGUUAUUGAUAUUGCGUGCAUGCAAAUACUUGGUUUCUGCUGCGUUUUAGAUUAUCCAACAACUGGUUAGUUUUCCCCAAAAACAGCAUUAUCCCUCGUGACUUGUUCAUAGCUGCCUUCAUACGCUAACACGUACUUCCUCUUCAUUUGCCUCAAGGAACAGUUUCAACUUGGCGGCGUUAAGUAACUGUGCAGUAUACCUGGUGUGUUAUAACUCACCAUGGCUGCUGUAACGGUAACCUUCCAUCUCUUCCUUCUCCGCUGCCGGAAUUUUACUAGCGCGUUAGGCCGGAGGUCUUAGCGCGUCAAGCUGGAGGUCUUAGCGCGUUAGGCCGGAGGUCUUAGCGCGUUAGGCCGGAGGUCUUAGCGCGUUAGGCCGGAGGUCUUAGCGCGUUAGGCCGGAGGUCUUAGCGCGUUAGGCCGGA